AUGAGUAGAAGUGUGUUACAUUUGACAAUAUAGUGUUGCAGUUUCCAGUGAAAGUUAAAGAGAAAGGAUAGUUAUGAUUGUAUUGAUAUUUAUAUUUAAAUAAUUAAAAAAAGUGAUUUUGUCGGGUUUAUAAAAAUUGUUGAAUUAUUAUUAGUGAAAAUAUAAUAUUGAAGCUCUGAAUACAUUCACAGCAUUGAAGAAAUAAUAUAUAUAUUGUGUAUUUCAAGAAGGUCAUUCUGACAUUAACUGUAUUCUGUGUUAUUUGUGUAUGUGUAACAUCUUUCGACAUGGAAGUUUUACCAUGUCCUGUAAAUGUGAAUUUUAGUAACACGAGAGUUGGAACAGCUGAAGAAUUUGAUGGAGCCUGCCAGGCUCUAGCAAAACGAUUGGAAGUUGAAUUAAGAAGAGCAAAGCAUGUACAGUUAGCAUGUGGUGAAGUUUUGUUACCUGCUGAUCUUUUGCCAAGAAUAGCUAAAAAUGUACUUAGCAUGGCUGAAAAUGAACCUUGUGGUCUUAGAGGAUGUACAUUGUUUAUUAGUUUUGAAACGGACAGUGUAUGUAGAAAACUAUCAAAAAUACAAUGUGACCCUAAUACAGUAUCUACCUUUGAACUUUAUUUAACUUUGAAACAAGAUCAUACAUCUUGGCAUAUUCUGUUACCUCAGUUUCUAAAAAAUCUUACACGAGGAGGUACUAUUAUGAUCAGUAGAGAUUUUACUUUGGAGAAAAAAAAAUUAUAUAGAUCAUAUCAACAAGUAUAAUGAAUAAUCUGAUGAGAUCUGAGAAUCAUUGAUUAAUUUUUUUGAUAAAAAUGAUUAUUCUAAGCUCUUCUAACUAUAGGUGGGCUCCAACAUGGCUAUUUUUAUUUUCCGAAGAUGGAUUUUUGUGAUUUACAUUUACAUAUUUACAUAUUUUACAAUAUAUUUGAUUUAAAGGUAACCAACAUAAGGAUCAGAAAAAUAAAAAUAAUGAAAAGAAGAUAAACAUGAGAUGCAAGAUAGAAUGGGAAGGGGCGAAAUUCAUGGGUUUUAACAAUUGUGAUAUUAAAAAAAAUUUGUAAUACUAUUAAGUCUGAAAAAUUUCUUUACGUGAUAUCUAGAUUUUAUAUAUUGCCUAACAUUCAUAACUCGGUUUGAAUAAUAUUUUUUUAAAAAUAUAAACAUAUCUGAUCAAAUGAUAUUGUAAAUUAAAAUAUAUUUCUUUAAAUAUAUGUUGAUAUAUUUUGUGAAUUAAUUUUAAAAACAUUGGUGAUAAAAAUUUCUAGAUUCUCGUAAAGAGACAUUUUUUCAUAAGAGAUAUAAUCUAUAUCUUCAUUCAAAGAAGAAAUGACUUGUCAUAAGACUUGUAAUAAUAAUUUUUCUGCAUUUGUACGUAAUAAUGCGGUAAAAUUUAAAUCAAAUUUUGUUAGCAAGAAUUAUUAUUCUUGUUAAAUGAUAAAACUAGUAGUAGUAGUAAAAAUAAUGUAUACAUGUGUUAUACACUUAUAAGCUUCAAAAAUACCAAUGGAUAUCUAAAAUAAUUUUGUUUGAUACAAAUUUUGUAUAUUUUUCUUUUGUGACAUCCUCUUUUUAUAUAUCGAUUAUUAAUCGAUAUAUAUCUAUAUAAUUUUACCCACUUAUAAUAAGUGGA
Molecule: messenger RNA, 1629 nt
Organism: Apis laboriosa (Himalayan honeybee)
Lineage: Eukaryota; Metazoa; Arthropoda; Insecta; Hymenoptera; Apidae
Product: protein charybde-like
Exons: 4
Coding region: 288-761 (157 amino acids)
Biological process (GO): apoptotic process; regulation of TOR signaling; negative regulation of signal transduction
Cellular component (GO): cytoplasm
Source: RefSeq, a predicted model, not a curated record